Molecule: messenger RNA, 309 nt
Organism: Pieris macdunnoughi
Lineage: Eukaryota; Metazoa; Arthropoda; Insecta; Lepidoptera; Pieridae
Source: the annotation of a GenBank genome assembly
AUGGACGUUGUUUGCGAAUAUUGUGGCGCAUUGAAGUUUUCCGGAGAAACGCCAGGAUUGUGCUGCCUUAGUGGGAAAGUGAAUUUGCCAUUAUUAACUUCGUCACCUGAGCUAUUGCAUUCAUUGCUUCGUGGCGAUCAUGGUACAAUAUUCCCAACAUAUCGUGCUGCAUGUGAAGAACUUAAUUUACUAGAAAACGAUACCCGGGAUACGACAAAAGUUGAUGCAAUUAUCUCAGCACCUCCAAGUCACAUACCCGCAUUCAUUUGCUAUUAUCAAUUCGACAUGCUUUCCAUCGAACCCAUCUAA